GGAGGCGGGAGCAGAGCCCGGGAAGCCUCGCUGGUCCUGCCGCGGCCGGGCGGCACCGCGGGAGCUGGGACGGGAGGGAUGGAGGGAGGAGGACGCCGCUGUCGCCGCUCUGGAGCUGAAUAGCUGCUUCUCCCACAGCCCGGRCACGGCUGCACAGCCCCUUAUCCCRYAGCUGGGCUCCUCGGCCGCGCUGAUGGCCAUGGAUUCAGCGGUGCGGAUAGGAAUAGCCAGCAGGAAUUGCCCAGGCUCCAUCCCCACACCUGCUAAGCCAUUUGAAAAUGCCAACCUGAGCUUUUUUGCCCUGUCCUUUGACGGAAUCUUUCAUUGCGCUGUAUUUCUACCCCAAGAAGAAGUUAAUAUAUAUUACUUGACAUGUUCUGUAUAAAUAAUUAGCAUAGGCUUUGUUCUAUGCUAAUUAUUUAUACAGUGUCGCGUGUUGAAGAUGUCAGCUGGGAAAYGCAGCACAGCAAGAAGAAAGGUUGGAGUCUGUCCUGGCUGGCGUGUGAAUCAGGAUUAUCUGCAGGAAUUUGUCCUGAGAAAACUCCAGUAACCAGCCUUCUUGAGAGCAGUAGAGGAGAAGGGUGCACUGACAAUGGCUGCAGAGUUGGAUUUCUCCCCACCUGAAAUYCCUGAGCCCACAUUCAUGGAGAAUGUGCUACGCUAUGGACUCUUCUUUGGAGCCAUUUUCCAGCUGAUCUGUGUGCUCGCCAUAAUCCUGCCCGUGUCAAAGUCCCACAAGACAGACUCGGACAGUUUUGAGCCUAAGAAUUCAGAGACUGUGAAGAAGCCAAAGGCAACUGCUCCACAGAUAAGCAAGAAACCCAAGAAGGAAACCAAAAAGAAGCGAUAGAGGUGUGACUGAUGAGCCUCCAAAGACCAAAUAACCACCAUAAUCAUGCUUCCUCAGAGACAACAUCAAAGGCAACUAACUCUGUUCAUGGUUUUCCGGCAUUGCCAUGUUUUAYUUUUCAGGGGCAAGGGAGAAGAAACUGAGAGGAGUGUAAGGGUUGGGGUUCUGCCAUAGAUUUCUUACAAGCAAAGAGAAUUUCACAUAUCCAGGACUUCAUUUGACAUGAUUAAUGUGUCAGUCACCGUUAAAGUGACUUCUUCCAGUUCUGGUGGGUAGGGAGGGCUGUUGUCCUGGCUCCUCCAUGCUGGUUGGGACUUGUAGUAAAGYCCUUGUGGAAAGUGGAGCAUGGGUUUGCUGCUUUGGAUACCAGUUUGUGUUGUGUWUUUUGAAGGCAGAGGGAUCAAAUGGAUCAAGAAUAACACACUGCACAGCUUUGUAUUCAUCUCUGUUGUCAUCUAGUCUGAAGUACAUAGCUGCAUUUUAUGGCUUAAUCAUAAUGCCUUUGUCAUAUUCUUUAAUUCUUAAGGUAAUAACUCACCAGAUUCCAGACUACUGGAGAUGAAAGCUUUCAUUUCCCCAGCGUCACUGCCUCUUGCUCCCCACCCAUGUACUCUUCCUUUCUGUUCCCACCUUUGAAAGCAGGUACAGUUCAGGGAGCUGAGGCUGUGGUGGGGAUUGCAAUGACUGCAAGAAUCAGGAAACAAUUUGGCUCUAGAAGGUGCAGAAUGUAAUGCCUGUGCUUGUGAAGUUGUUGUUGGAAACUUGGGAACACCAAGCACUGCAUUUGGAAAAGAGUUGCUGAGAUGGGAGCAUGGGCAUGGUGCAGUG
Messenger RNA from Malurus melanocephalus (red-backed fairy wren), 1678 nucleotides. It is a transcript of the gene MANBAL, whose product is annotated as mannosidase beta like. The record is from RefSeq and is a predicted model, not a curated record. Lineage: Eukaryota; Metazoa; Chordata; Aves; Passeriformes; Maluridae. Bases 593 to 850 code for a protein of 85 amino acids. The transcript has 4 exons. Gene Ontology annotation, cellular component: membrane.